Messenger RNA from Carassius gibelio (silver crucian carp), 951 nucleotides. Its product is annotated as claudin-5-like. The coding region runs from base 147 to 800 and encodes 217 amino acids. Gene Ontology annotation, cellular component: plasma membrane; bicellular tight junction. Lineage: Eukaryota; Metazoa; Chordata; Actinopteri; Cypriniformes; Cyprinidae. Gene Ontology annotation, biological process: bicellular tight junction assembly; cell adhesion. The transcript has a single exon. Gene Ontology annotation, molecular function: structural molecule activity. The record is from RefSeq and is a predicted model, not a curated record.
CCUGCACACAACGGCUGAAAACUUCCACUGCAUCUCAUUCUACAACACUGCCGAGCAAUGAAGAGAUACUUCUGCUCUAAACACCUGCUUUGAGCAAAUCAAAGGAUCUUUGUAAACUGAGAGAAAGAGCAAAAAACUUUGCCAAGAUGAUUUCUGCAUGUCUGGAGAUUAUUGGACUUGGCUUGAGCGUCACCGGGACCCUUUUGGUGAUGGUGGCUUGCGGGCUGCCCAUGUGGAAAGUGUCCGCCUUCAUCGAGGGCAACAUCGUGGUGGCACAAAACAUCUGGGACGGGCUGUGGAUGUCCUGCGUGGUACAGAGCACGGGUCAGAUGCAGUGUAAAAUGCACGACUCCGUCCUUGCACUGACCACUGACCUCCAGACUGCUCGGGCUCUGACGGUCAUCUCAGCGGUUUUGGGGGUCCUGGCUCUGAUGAUAACCAUCGCCGGCGCUCAGUGCACCAACUGCAUCACUAAGCAGUCCAUCAAAGCCAAAGUAGUCAACGUCGGAGGGGUGAUAUACAUCAUCGCAGGCUUGUUUGUGCUAGUGCCUCUGUGCUGGAUGGCCAAUAACAUCAUCUCAGACUUCUACGACCCUCAAGUGCCUUAUUCAAAGAAGAGAGAAAUUGGAGCUGCGCUCUACAUCGGAUGGGCAGCAUCUUCCAUGCUUCUGGUCGGAGGAGUGAUUCUUUGUUUCUCUCGUCCACAUGAUGAGAAAACCUCAUAUCCUCUCAAAUAUGUACCUCCACCUAUAAAAAGUGCAUCAGUUAAUGGGGACUAUGAUAAACGAAACUACGUGUGAGCCUCAGUGUUCAACCAUGGACUAGUAGGUUCGAAUUUAUAUGAAAAUGUAAAUAUGAAAAGUACAAAUAUUGCACAUUCAUUAAAAGUGCGUAUUUACUAAAAAAAAGAAAAAAUAAUUUAAAAUAGCUUAAAUGAUGAAAAAUUGCCAG